Molecule: messenger RNA, 1355 nt
Organism: Spirometra erinaceieuropaei
Lineage: Eukaryota; Metazoa; Platyhelminthes; Cestoda; Diphyllobothriidea; Diphyllobothriidae
Source: the annotation of a GenBank genome assembly
AUGAUCUUUGCUGUCCGUCAACUUCAGGAGAAGUGCCAGGAGAUGCGGACCCACCUGUACUCUACCUUCGUGGAUCUGACGGAGACUUUCGACACGGUGAGUCGUGAAGGACUGUGGAAGAUCGUGUAGAAAUUCGGCUGUCUCGAGCGAUUCACUCAGAUGGUGCGUCAGCUCCACAAUGCAUGAUGGCUCGCGUCACUGACAAUGGAGCCGUCCCAGAGGCAUUCACAGUAAUCAAAGGAGUAAAGCAGGGAUGCGUCCUGGCGCCCACCCUCUUCAGUCUUAUGUUCUCUGUCAUGCUGAUAGACGCCUACCGUGACGAACGUCCCCAGCAUCCGCAUCGCGUACAGGAUGGACGACCACUUCCUCAAUCAACGGCGGAUGCACUUCCGAUUUCGCGUAUCCACAACUACCGUUGACGAACUUCUCUUCGCCGACGAUUGCGCCCUCAACCCCACCUCGGAAGAGGUUAUGCAAAGGGGUAUGUACCUCUUCUCCGCCGCCUGCGAGAACUUCGGUCUGGUCAUUAGCAAAAGAAGAUGGUGUUCAUGUCCCAGCCGCUAACCAACACAGCCCCUCUCCCCAACGGGCCGCAAAUCAGCGUGAACGGAACCCAAGUGCAAGUGGUGGACAACUUCCCGUACUUGUGCAGUACCCUCUCCCGCAGCACCAAAAUCGAUGACGAAGUCGCCUGCCGGAUUUCGAAGGCCAGUCAAACCUUCGGUCGCCUUCAAAGCACAGUUUGGAAUCGUCACGGUUUCCAGCUCAGCACGAAACUGAAGAUUUACAAGGCCGUCAUCUUCCUGACGCUAGUGUACGGGGCAGAGACUUGGAGGGUGUAAACUAAGCAGGCACGCCGACUCAACCACUUCCACCUCAGCUGUCUUCGUCGCAUCCUGAGACUGAGUUGGCAGGAUCGAACCCCCAACAUAAAUGUACUGGAGCGGACGGAAAUUCUCAGCAUCUACAUUCGGCUGAGACCAUUUCAGCUGCGUGGGAGCGGCCACCUCGUGCGCAUGGCCAACGAGCGACUACCCAAGCGACUCUUCUAUGGAGACGUCGCCACGGGGUCUCGCCUCCAAGGCGGUCAAAUUCGCCGAUAUAAGGAUAGUCUGAAGUCCUCCCUAAAACGUCUGCACAUUAAUCCGGCCAGUUGGAAAAACCUCGCCCGAGACCGACCGACAUGGAGGAGGACAGUGAAGACAGGCGCUGUGAUUUACGAAGCCAACCGCAUGGCCGCCGGGAAAGCCAAAUGCGAAGCGCGCAUGUCUCAGCUGCGCCCCACCCCGAAAUUCGAACGCACAACCGCCUCCAACGUGUCCCCGGUGUCAACGGACAUUCCGGGCGCCGAUUAG